UUUUCCGAGUUAGCGUGUUAUUGGUACUAUUGACAGCAUGUUGUAAGGCGACUAAAAUCUUUAAAUGUCUUUUGGGCCUUCGUUGCAUAAAAAAACCGGAUCAAUAUAAAUAAAUCUGUAGAUGCUAUUACUACUGAAAACUCUUUUAUAGUGAAAUUUACAUUGGGAAAAACUGUUAAUUAUGAUGACGGAAAAAAUAUCUUCUGGCCACACUAAUUUAUCAAACAAGGGCAUAAUAAAUGACCAGAAAAUCCUUGCCAACAUCAGUGACGAUAUGGGCUGGAAAUCGAAGCUAAAACUACCCCCAAAGGAUAACCGAUUUAAAACAACAGAUGUGACCGAUACACGUGGAAAUGAAUUUGAAGAAUUUUGCCUUAAAAGAGAAUUACUUAUGGGUAUUUUCGAAAAAGGAUGGGAGCGUCCCUCUCCCAUUCAAGAGGCUGCUAUACCUAUUGCUCUGAGUGGAAAAGAUGUACUAGCUCGAGCCAAAAAUGGAACUGGUAAAACUGGAGCUUAUUGUAUUCCGGUUUUAGAGCAAAUAGACCCAACGAAAGACUAUAUCCAAGCAUUAGUGAUGGUUCCUACACGAGAACUGGCCUUACAAACUUCACAGAUAUGCAUUGAACUAGCAAAGCAUCUUGAUAUACGAGUAAUGGUCACCACUGGAGGUACCAUUCUAAAAGACGAUAUUCUUCGUAUAUAUCAAAAAGUACAAUUAAUUAUUGCGACCCCUGGACGAAUAUUGGAUUUGAUGGAUAAGAAAGUUGCUGAUAUGUCGCAUUGCAGGAUAUUAGUUUUGGAUGAAGCCGAUAAACUACUGUCGCUUGAUUUUCAAGGCAUGCUGGAUCAUGUUAUAUUAAAAUUGCCAAAGGAUCCACAGAUACUGCUAUUUUCUGCAACAUUUCCACUGACUGUGAAAAAUUUUAUGGAGAAGCAUUUACGCGAGCCAUACGAAAUAAACCUUAUGGAGGAACUGACGUUAAAAGGUGUCACUCAGUACUAUGCAUUUGUACAAGAACGUCAAAAAGUACACUGCUUAAACACGUUAUUUUCAAAGUUGCAAAUUAACCAAUCUAUAAUAUUUUGCAAUUCUACGCAACGUGUCGAGUUAUUAGCUAAAAAAAUUACAGAGCUUGGCUAUUGUUGCUAUUAUAUACAUGCAAAAAUGGCGCAAGCACAUAGAAACAGAGUGUUUCAUGACUUUCGUCAAGGUCUCUGUAGGAAUUUAGUUUGCUCUGAUUUAUUUACUCGAGGAAUUGAUGUACAGGCCGUUAAUGUUGUAAUUAAUUUUGAUUUUCCUCGAAUGGCUGAGACAUACUUGCAUCGUAUUGGGCGUUCUGGACGAUUCGGUCAUUUGGGAAUUGCUAUAAAUCUAAUAACUUACGAGGAUCGCUUUGAUCUUCAUCGGAUUGAAAAGGAACUUGGUACCGAAAUAAAACCCAUACCGAAGGUAAUCGACCCUGCAUUAUAUGUCGCAAAUGUUAGCGGAUCGUCUGGAGAAAUUUGCAACAACAGUGAUCUUAAUACUUCUGCAAACGAGGAAGGCAAUGUUAGCAAAUAGAAUUCAGAUAAAAUUGUAAUUGUAGGUUUUUUAGUAGAAUAUAAUACAUGAAAUCAAUAAAGAGAAUGAAAUAUUUCGGAAAACUAACAA
Messenger RNA from Drosophila pseudoobscura, 1651 nucleotides. It is a transcript of the gene me31B, whose product is annotated as ATP-dependent RNA helicase me31b. The record is from RefSeq and is a predicted model, not a curated record. The transcript has 5 exons. Gene Ontology annotation, cellular component: cytoplasmic stress granule; P-body. Gene Ontology annotation, biological process: negative regulation of translation; cytoplasmic stress granule assembly; P-body assembly. Bases 182 to 1561 code for a protein of 459 amino acids. NCBI's taxonomy places the organism in Eukaryota, Metazoa, Arthropoda, Insecta, Diptera, Drosophilidae. Gene Ontology annotation, molecular function: ATP binding; RNA helicase activity; mRNA binding.